GAAGAUCGUGUUACUGUAAAUAAUAAUGAUAAAUUUAUUGGUGCUAUUGAAAUUGUUAUUAAUGACAAUGAUGUUCAAGAAGGUGGAUUGAACCUAAAAAUGACAACAAUGAAAAUUUCUAUGUUG
Entrophospora candida is the source of this 126-nucleotide messenger RNA. The record is from the annotation of a GenBank genome assembly. NCBI's taxonomy places the organism in Eukaryota, Fungi, Glomeromycota, Glomeromycetes, Entrophosporales, Entrophosporaceae.